CAUGAGCGGAGUCUCACUCCACUCUGUUGCUUUUGCCUUGCUGCUUAUCUGCUCCUCCGUCGGCUCGGUUUGUACCAACUUCAACCCUUCGUUUUCCGGCCAGUCUUGGGCUGAACUUCAACCAGCGCGGUGGUUCUUCGACUCCUCUCUCACUCACUCGUAUUUUCUAUCGAGAAACAAUCACUUUCUCUGAGACUUUCUCCCAGAAUAAUACGAUACUUGUCCUAUGCAGCCUUCAGGCACCACCACAACAGCCACACACAUUUUCUACGAAGAAGCAACGCAAUAACGUAGACGCAGGGCCAGGGAACGAUUUUUGUUUCUGCAGAGUUCACUUUUCGGAAUAACUUUGGGGUUAGAGGAGUGGAUAACUGUGGGCAGUAGGUGAUGGGAAAAAGUUGCUCCUUUGGUUUUGUCAGGUUGCAUUGGGCACAAUAAGGAGGCAGGCAGGGAGCGAGCGAGUCUGCAGUUUAGUUUGGAGAAAGUGUCGGAGCAAGAAGCUGGUUGGAAAGUGGGGAAUUGGACAUGAUAUAAUUAAUGAGUUUGUCGGCCAGAAAUGACUAAUCCUGUCAGUGACAGACAGACUCUCAUUCCCGUGAUUAGUUGUUGGUCCAAGUGAGUGGUGUACACAUUAUACUUGUGGUCGGCCCACACACACUCCUUCCAUUUGUAUUUCUUCCCUUCGUCUUAAAUCCUGAGUGAGCGAACAAAGUAGGAAUUGAGUCAUGAGAAAAGUUGAAAAUGCGGUGGGUGGUUGGUGCUGGUGGAAAAUCUCAGUGCGGUGAUCGGGAGCGAGCACGUGGUAAACUUUCUCCAUGUAUUCGCUCUUCGCAGAGAUAGGAAUAAUAAUAAUAAUAAUGCUCCGACCGUCUCACGCCUCCUCAUUCCAUGAAGAAGAAGUGAUCUUGGGUGCGAGUCGUGAUUGUGGCUGCGGCACUAGGGAAAGUGUAGUCCCGCUGUCUGUAGGACGCCUCCAAGUGCUCCAGGUGCUGUUCAAAGGUGGGUAAUGUGUGUAGUGAGUGAGGCAUGUUGCGGUCGUCAAGGGCCGCCGCAAUGGACGAUGCAAACAAGAGUGACCUUUGCUCAUUCGGGACAACCCCAGAACGUGGCCUUGGAGCCACGUCUGGGGGCAGCAGUGAGUGCAACAACAUUGGAGCCGGAGGGGGCGGAAAGCCAUUCUGCAACCUCAAAGGGUUCAAAAAGUUCCAGGCCCAGUUGGCGAGGAAAAAGUUGGAGAACGUGCCACGUCGAGAGUUGGGCAGUUCUUCUGCUCCUGGUGCUGCUGGCAUUCAUUCGAAUGUUGAUUUGGAGGACGACUCCUCCGUGUAUGGGACUGGACCUUCCUCCUACAUCGUGGGCAUCAAUACCAACCCCACAAACAAUCACACUCGCCACCCCACCACCACCACCAAGACGACGCCUAACUGUUCAAGCAUCAGUGGUUCUGUUGGUUGUGGUGGGGUUUCUUCAGUUAGCAGUGUCAGUGGUGGUUGUGGUCAGGUCUUCAGUGUCAGCAACGCCACAAGCUCUUCUUUGGGUGGGAGCGGAGUGGGGCAUCCUGAGGAGUGGGUCCUGCACACGUCAUGCCUGGAGGACUCUGGUGAUUUACUGCGAGAAUGCUGCUGUCAGCCCGAGUCAAUCUCGUCUUCUGGGGUGGACUCGAGUCACAGUGGCGAGCGUGACGUUCUCCACUUUGGGGGAAAAGCUAAUAAGUCAGCAGCGACAAUUUCCUCCAAAACGCCGACUGGAAGUCUCAAAUCUCACAAGGGCAGAGGUGGUGGUGGUGGAGGAGCUGCUGCUGAGACAUCGUCGUCCACGUCGGUCAUUUAUAAUAACGUAGCUGUCCAACAACGCCUCGUGCCCCCCACGUCGACCGUCGGCACGGCCAACACCAGCACUCCAAUCUCCAUCUGUCCACCUCCCCCACCUCGCGACUCGGAUUUGCCAUCCCUCUUCUCAUCCAGCGUGAGUGGCACUCAUAACAACGUCUGGGCUCAUAAUCUUAACGAGGAAAUCUCGGGAGUCCCGUCAGUUCACACUCGUCAUCCUCCCAAUCUCGCCCGACCACGAGUCUCCACACAGCCAGCAGAGCAGCCCUCCACCCACCAGCACCACCACCUCCCACCCACCAGCCACCUCCUCGAACAACCACUUCACUGCAAACAGCAGAAACAAUGGGACACGGAAUUGGAUCUCAUUCUCCCCGCUGCCGAAGGCCUUUGGCCCCAUCACCAACGACAGCAGCAGCAGCAGCAGCCACCGUCUUCUGCACAGAUGGGUUGCGACCCCGGACUGACGAUGACAAGGCACCUGAACAAGUUUUGUGGGAGUCACGGGAGACUUAUUACCUCGUCUGGGAUGUUAAUGGAAGAACAACAGUCGUCAUCGCAGGAUGGGAAAUUGAUGAAGAUGGUCAGGUCAGAGUCCUCCCUCUCCCUCCGCAGCCCAGAGUCUCGCACGGGCUCCUCCGUCAAAAUCUCACAGUCUUCCGCCAACCCAAGACCUCCCAGAAAACGACGACUCCUCUGCGAAGGAGUUGAACUGGAUAUCCGCCAGCUCUGUCUCGUGUGCGGAGUGGUGAUCAUCGGAGCCGCACUGUGUCUUGCCAUCGGGGUCCCUAUAGCCUUGGAGAUGCGAAGUCAGCAGCCGGGCGGUUUCAGACACGACAUUGUUCGCAAAUUGCUCUCAGAAGUUCCACUCAUCGACGGGCACAACGACUUAAUGUGGAACCUCAGGAUGUAUCUUCGUAACCAGAUAAGCGAACUUAGUUUUGACUCCGACCUAAGACUGCACGAACCUUUCAAGGGGAGCCAAUGGUCACACACGGACCUCAUCAGACUGAGAGAGGGAGGCGUCGGUGCUCAGCUGUGGUCCGUAUAUUCGCCUUGCCAGAGUCAGCACCUCGAUGCAGUCCAAAUCACGGUGGAGCAAAUCGACGUGGUGAGACGACUCGUGGAAAAGUAUCCGCUCUACCUCAGCCUCGUCGUUACAUCGGAAGAACUGGAGAAGGCCCACGCGGACAGGAAGAUCGGGAGUCUGAUUGGCGUGGAGGGUGGCCACGCCAUUGGGAAUAGUUUAGCAGUCCUCCGAAUGCUCUACGCUCUCGGCGCGAGAUACCUCACACUCACCCACAACUGCAACACCCCGUGGGCUGAUGCGGCAGUGGAGGAUCAUUAUUUUCCUGAACGUGGUGGCCUUACUGAAUUUGGAAAGUUGGUGGUGCUAGAGAUGAACCGAUUGGGAAUGAUCGUUGAUUUGUCUCACGUGAGUGUGGCGACGAUGAAGGAUGCCUUAAAGGUGACGCGUGCUCCGGUGAUAUUCUCCCAUUCUUCUGCCUACAUGAUCUGCAAUCACUCCCGAAAUGUGCCUGACGAUGUGCUCCAACUCGUGGCUAAGAACGGAGGAGUGGUGAUGGUCUCAUUUUAUAACGUGUUUCUUACUUGUAACGAGACAGCAAAUAUAAAAGAUGUCAUUGCUCAUAUCCAGCACAUUCGGGACGUGGCGGGUGUGGACCACGUAGGAAUAGGCAGCGGCUUCGACGGAAUUAACUUCGUUCCAACUGGGCUGGAAGAUGUGUCGACAUAUCCAAAUUUGCUCGAGGAGCUAUUAAAAAACGGGACAUGGACUGAGCAAGACUUGAAGAAGCUGAUUGGGAUCAAUUUUUUACGAGUGUUUCGUCAAGCAGAAUCGGUGCGGAAUAGUUUUAAAUCCGCUCCACCGAUUGAGGAAUGGAUCCCAAAGUCAGAUUUGCAAGGUCACCACACCUCGUGCAAUUAUUAUGGUGCGACUUAAUAUUCCGACCGAAUUUGGAACGUUCAAAGCAGCGUGGCGCAAUAAUCAUAAUCAUUCAUGGAAUCUAAAUACGUGGUGCAUGAACUCCAUUUGAGAGAGAGAGUGAAAUUCUGUGAUGCAUAAAUCUACCCGGAUUUUAAAUCAUCAUGAAAACGUAACGUACCUCAACACAUGAAACAAGAAAUUAGUAGCUAAAAAUACUGCGUUACAUAACACAGCCUGGCUGUCGAGAAGUGUUUGGUUUUGUGGUUUGGAUUGAAUGAGUAGCGUUCCGUCUGCAACGUUUGAGGACAAGAGACGACGACGAGAGUGAUCUUCUCGUCGUCACUGGGACUCGAGGCGAGAGAAUAAGUGGCUGUUGAGAUAACAUCAAAGGAUGGAUGCAAACCCCAGUCGUGAGGUUGACAUUCACAAGAAGGUAGGAGGAGAACGUUGCAAACCUGAAAAUUCAAAUCGCCCCAUCAAGAUAGUUCUCCACAAUGGGAUGGAUAUUUCCACUCAAAAUGAGCAUUGUGUUCUGCUCACAACCGUCCCCACCACAACCGAAGCACUUCUUUUACCUAACCCACCCACCAGUUAAUCUACAAUAUGCGUCCUCCAUCCGCUUUCUCCACAUGACUCGACCUGCUGCAGUUUCUGGAGCAAUAACCCUUCAACGCGAUAAAUACGAGGGGAGCAGAAGAAGCUGGACGGGAUGAGAAAAAGAUGUGUGUGUUUCUGUCACUCGGACUUUGGCUGAGACGGUGCGAGAGAUGAGAUCAGAAAUCUGGAGGAAUCUUCUCCUCCUGCAUAAAAGGAGGGUGCAUGGCAGGCAAUACUUUCGCCAAGGCUCCGGACAGCCCAGCAGAGUCGUCGGGUAAGUAAAUUCCUGGACGUACGAGAGGAGAUUUGGAGUGAGUCCAGCCAGCCACGCAUUGAGAGGCCCCCUUUUCUCACAAGUUAUUACCGUCAUAAGAAUAAUAAAGCUCUUCAUUCCCAGCGACAUCACAUCAUCGCCAAAGUCCAACCAUCCCACCACACACGUCCUUUUUAAAGACAGCAAGAUUGCAAUCUCACCGUCACACAAGUUCUCCAUCCUCACCAGAAAUAAGCCAUUCUCACCCAAAAACGGCCGACCCACCAUUUCAAUCAAUGUUUUCUUGGAUCUCAGGAAUCAAGGGAGAAGUUUGUGUUUCUGAUUUUCGAGAAAAAUGGGGAAAUCCAUUAUUCUUUGAAAUGUUUGUGCAAUGUCGUCGUCACCUUGCAUCUGGCAUUGUCUGCGAGGAAUGUAUUAUUAUUGAAAGAAGUGAAGGUUAAGGCUUCCCGCGGUGACAAAAACUGUUUCGAAACAGCGUAUAGAAUCUAUGCGACGUAAAAUGAGUUCACCUAAAGUAAUAACUUUUACCGAAAUGCUCAACUGCUCCGUAGAUUAGGAUAAAUAGGAUAUUUUCCCUGCAUCAGUUACACGAUAUCGUAAAUCUCAAGCUAAAAACGUGUCGACGUUGGUUUAAAAAAAUGAAAUAUUUAUACUUUUGACUUUUGAAAAAAAAAAAAUUUAUAAAUUCUGCACAUUGCCGAUCAGUAUCAAAAGGGCAGAAAAUAAAACAUUAUCACGACGAGAUGAGUUUCAA
This is a messenger RNA of Folsomia candida, 5402 nucleotides long. RefSeq lists its product as uncharacterized. Bases 1027 to 3792 code for a protein of 921 amino acids. Gene Ontology annotation, molecular function: metallodipeptidase activity. The transcript has 20 exons. Gene Ontology annotation, biological process: proteolysis. NCBI's taxonomy places the organism in Eukaryota, Metazoa, Arthropoda, Collembola, Entomobryomorpha, Isotomidae. The record is from RefSeq and is a predicted model, not a curated record.